Molecule: messenger RNA, 3612 nt
Organism: Hippocampus zosterae (dwarf seahorse)
Lineage: Eukaryota; Metazoa; Chordata; Actinopteri; Syngnathiformes; Syngnathidae
Gene: tmem163b
Product: transmembrane protein 163b
Exons: 8
Coding region: 238-1113 (291 amino acids)
Cellular component (GO): synaptic vesicle membrane
Molecular function (GO): zinc ion binding
Source: RefSeq, a predicted model, not a curated record
UCCUUUUUUUUUAAUUUAGAAUGGGAACGUCUUGUUCGAUAGUUCUCAUGCCGUGAGAAGUGCACUGCGAAUUAAUUCUAGCGAGUGAAAAUGUGGUGCAAGUAAAACGGGAGUCUCGCCAGCCCACUCCUCUCUCUUCUCCUCCCCGUGCCUCCCGGCCUGCUCUCGUCCGCACCUCUCACGCGGGUGUGACAUUUUCCGAGCGCCUCAUAGGAGUCCGCAAGGCAGCGCGCCGACAUGACGGACGACAAACUGCCGGAACCGCCCGCCGACCCAGACUUGACUGCGGCAAGGCAGCCCACUGGGAGAAACGGUCAGUGCGAGCAGGCGGACUCCCCCAAGCAGCGAGAAGACCACCCGCGUCAUCAGGCCAGCAACGGCAGUCAGGGAGAGCUGAUCAAGAUGGACCAGGAGAUGAGGAUUACCGAGAGCAUCGAGGACGGAGGUCUUCUGGAGAGCAGCAUGCGCCUGAAACCACACGAAGCACAAAGCUACCGCAAAAAGGCCCUGUGGGUUUCUUGGGCGUCCAUCGGGGCCACAAUCAUCCUGGCGAUUGCCGCCUUCACUGUCUCCAUCAUGCGACACAGCGCUUCUGCUUUUGGAUUUGCUUUUGACGCCACGCUGGAUGUCCUCUCCUCAUUCAUUGUGCUGUGGCGUUACAGCAAUGCUGCAGCCGUCCACUCUGCUCAUCGGGAAUACAUUGCCUGCGUCAUCCUGGGUGUGAUUUUCAUCUUGUCCUCCUUGUGCAUAUUGGGUAAGGCCAUCCAUGACCUGGCCACCAAGCUGCUGCCUGAAGUGGAUGAUUUCCUCUUCAGCGUCUCCAUUGUCAGCGGCGUGGUCUGCAUCUUCCUGGCCACCAUCAAGUUCAUGCUGGGCAAGGUGCUCACGAGUCGGGCCCUCAUUACAGACGGCUUUAACUCUCUGGUGGGGGGUGUCAUGGGCUUCUCCAUUCUCAUCAGCGCGGAGGUGUUCAAGCAUGAGCCCAUGAUCUGGUACCUGGAUGGGACAAUAGGCGUCCUCAUUGGCCUGAUCAUCCUUGCCUAUGGAGUCAAGCUGCUGCUGGACAUGAUCCCACGAGUGAGACAAACCAGGAACUACGAGCGCUUUGAGUAACGUCGUGCCGGCUGGCUCACAAUGGGGAUGUGGACAAGGAGCAAAAGGACUGGGGAGGGGUACGGUCUACGCAGCAUCCCCCAACCCACCCGCUUGCCAGAGACGCUGCAGAAUCUGUGUGCCGAUACCGUCGUCCUCGCCAUUCCAUUCUUUGAACUGCAGUGAGGUUGUUGGCCGUUUUAGAAUGUAGCGUAUAUCGACUAUCUUGCUGAGGUAGAUCAUGAUGCCUCCAAAUUUGAGUAAGACAAGGGGACUUGCCCUAAGUUGCUGACUGAGACGAGGCUGUUCGGAUGAGUGUAGACAAACCGCUUUGCCAAACUUGUAACACGUUGAUUCCCCCCCCCAAGUCAUUCGUUCAAGAGGCCUGCCUCAAUGUGGCAGCGGAGCAGGUCUCGAUUGAGUCAGCCUGCAGCAGCAGUGAAACCGCAACAGGAAUCGAAAGAACUGUGCUGGUCUGCUACUUUCAAAGAAUUCCAUUUUCAUGGUGGCAUAUGUGACCGUACCGGAAUGUACACACUCUGCUGUUAAUCGAUUGCACAAGAUCACUAAGGAUUUUUUCUGGGGGGUGGGGGUGUGUGGAAAAAGUAGUGGUAUCCAAGUAGCUCAAAUAGUAUUUUGUCCUCACAUCUGUGUGCAACUGUAUAUUUGGGAUACUAAUUGUAUUCCGUUGGAACCACAUGACAAUUUGUAUUGUUCUGUGCCCAUGUUCCAAAUGUAAACACAAAAGUUACUUUUGUAUGACGACAACCAACCUGCCGGACACACUGCAACUUCGUCUCAACAGUAAAAUCACCUGUUCUGCUGCAAUGUCAAAUGUUGAAGCAGUCAGCCUUUUUUUUCUCCACAGAAAAAAAAAGUUUAUUUAAAAAUUAAAUCAUUGCCCGCUUAUUCAUUGAGAAAUGUUAACACAAAAAUGCAGUCGCCUUGUCCUUUUUGCCGCUAGGGAUAACAUGUGACAGCACUCCAAACUAAACAAAACAUUGAAGCUCAUCUGUACAAAUGACAAACAGGAUGGGUGAUCUGGACCAGUACGCGGCACUUCGGUAUCUCGUGCGCCACGGAAAUUGGGAUCAGCUGUUUCCUCAAAUGAAAAGGACAUUUCUCGUGCUUUGUUCUUUUUGAAUGGAAAUGUUGCGUACAUUUGACAAAUCUCAUAAAAACAGUGGUCAAGAGUAACCGAUUGCUGCAGUUUCCCCUUUCCGAUGUGAAAAGUAGAUACCGGUGGAUCUGCAUUUAAGCCACGGUGGUAAAUGUAAAUGCAGAGACAUAUACAUGCAUUCGUUAAGAGGCAUGGUUAAAAGUAUAAGGCAAACUCAACUGCACCGGGUCACAAUAUUUUGUCUCGCACAGCUUGUACAACAACUGCACUCAACUCUCAACAUUAGCAUGAGGUGUCCGGGCUGGUCAGCUAAGACUGGAUUCCGAAGCACUGAAGUAGAUGCCAUCCAGUGCCACUGCGCUAACAACAGAUUCUAUCCUACUCAUUACAGGCCGAUAGCAUACGAUUUACUUUACCCAAGUUAAGGUCAAAUAUGUGAAGAUUGUUGUAGUACCGGGGGGAAUAACCUGUAAAUAUGGACAUCACUGAAUUACUGCACGUAACUGGGGCCCACCUGCAACAAACUGUUGAAUCCAUUCAACCAAGUUUCCCCCACACACCAAAGUUACCAAAUACAAUGAUUAUUUUACAGAUUUAAAAUAUAUUAAACUAAAAUAUGAUUAAAGGUGAUUCCGCUCAAUUCAGCAGAGGAAACCAGAACAACAGAACCUGGUGACAACUUCGGAACGACAGAUUUGAGUUGUUCAUGGCAGAUAAAUUUUGGAUUCAAUGUUUUGUUUCCUUUUUUCGGGUCCGGUGACAAUUUGACGGAAGCGGUACCGUAAAGGCACAUCAUGCUCUCCGAAACACAGACUUAAGCAGCAUGCAGCUAUCUGUUAAGAAGGAAAGGAAUAGAAAGACAGAAACAAUAACAGUCUGCGCAUCUGUCCUCACAAGUGCAACCUGCAGCAAUGACUGUUGCAGUAUAAGGAGGCACAUUUGCUUCUACUGUCCUUUUUAAAAGACAGAGAUGAAAAGAAUGAAGGUAAACCACCAUUGCCAAACUAUCCGUGAGUGAUGUCAAGCAUAUGGGGGGCAUUGUCAUUGAUAUAUUCCAACUACUGCGCCUCUCGCGACUGCUAAAAAAACAAAAAACAAAAUAACCAAAAAAAAAAAAAGCAUACAAUGCCUCCCUCUGGUGGUCAUAUGUGAAAGGACAUGUACGCGUUCUGGUAUCUUUCCUAAUUUCUCUCCAUAAAUAAAAGACAGCCCUCUUAUAAAUAAACACAGUUCAAGAGCAAAAUCAAAGAUGAACAUCAGGAUACAAAAUAAAUAUAAACCCUAAAGCCCCAUAAAAGCAAUGUACAGUGUUAAAAUAUAUAUUGUUAAACCUGUUUGCAAAUACAAAUGUAGUGCACUUUUAUCCAUGUUUUGGACUUUUACCAUUUCUUGGAUUCAUA